Messenger RNA from Amphibalanus amphitrite, 1981 nucleotides. RefSeq lists its product as uncharacterized. The record is from RefSeq and is a predicted model, not a curated record. NCBI's taxonomy places the organism in Eukaryota, Metazoa, Arthropoda, Thecostraca, Balanomorpha, Balanidae. The coding region runs from base 55 to 1110 and encodes 351 amino acids. The transcript is spliced from 3 exons.
GCUGUUAUUGUCCUUCCUCGAACAACGGCAUUCAAACGCCUUCAUCGUACCUGCAUGUGCCGCGAAAUGUUUCAGGCUCAUUGCUGGCAACGCUGCACGGUCAAAGCCUCGAACAAGCCAACGGUAGUAACAAUGACACCACAUCUUCUUCUGUUAGCUGCUAUUCUCCACCAAUCAAGAGCGUGUCAGGAGAUUUUCGAAUACUUCGGCACGCUUGACGCCUCCCACGUAGUGUCCAACUACACUCUGAACAGCGCAGGCACUUCGUGUCAGUGUUGCGCGCUGUGCCACAAGCAUCCCACCUGUCAGAGCUUCAGCUUCGACACCAGGUCGCUGUGCUGCACUCUGUACGACAAGGUGGCCUCCUACAUCGACUUUUAUCGCCAGCGUCAGUCGGCUCACAGCGCCCAGUAUUUCCUGAUGCCGGCCCGAUCCCGGAGUGGCGAGUUCUGCCGGCGAGACGCCGACUGCGUCACGCCUGGUGACCUGUGUCGGGGUCGGACCUGCACCACUGCGACCACCGUCACCUGCAGGGACAUCCACCGGGCCGGACCGCGCCUGCCCGACCACCGCUACUGGAGCGUCCUGAACGGGCAGCAGGUCCUCACUUACUGCCGCAUGGAGGGUGGCUUCGGCGGCGCCACUCUGCUGCUGGCCUACCAGAGCUCCGGUGUCACCCCCUGGAGCUACGGCAACCUGCAGGACAAGCCGACCGGCAGCCCCAGCGAGACUGAGGACUUCUCCAUCCUCAAGUAUGCUGAUGUCAUUCGAGAUCACCAAACGUCAGCGGAGUACCAUGUGUGGAUCAUUGCUAAAGCCACCAGCACUCUGCCAGAGACAAAGCAGAACUUCACUGCCAGCCGCAGCCUGAGUCUGCUGGGCACGAAGAGGUACCUCCUCUCUUCCGGGCUGUUCACGGCCGUGCCGGACCUGACGUACGACAUCUCCUACCUGGUGUUCCCCCACAUCACCACCAACUGCACCACCCUGUACUCGACGGGCAACUACGACUGCAACAGCCGCAGAGCGCUGGUCAGGUCCGACGACCGGCCCUGGUGGCCGUUCGGGGCGCAGGCCCGCGACACCAUUCUAAUCUACAUCACCGAGUAGAGAAGGCUGUACUUACUUACAUACAUACAGGUCCGCGACACCCCUCCUCUACAUUACCGAGUAGAGAAGUGUGUACUUACUUACAUACAGGUCCGCGACACCAUCCUCCUCUACACUACCGAGUAGAGAAGGUUGUACUUACAUACAUACAGGCGUGCGACACCACCCUCCUCUACAUUACCGAGUAGAGAAGGUUGUACUUACUGACAAGUACAGGCGUGCGAAGCUAUACUCCUCUAUAUCUCCGAGUGGUAGGUAUAUGUGACUGUACAGUUAGAUAGGUGUUCGUUGACACUUUUUUCUCCUCUUUCUCAACGAGACAAGUCACAAGUCUGUUGCCUAGGAGAUAUCUCGUGAGCCCGUUAUGUUUGCCUUCGAGGGUGUGAUGAAGUACCCUCCUAUAUCAUUCUGUUCUUCGCUAAAGACUGUUUCCGUGUGGGGAGGUAUGUUACGGGCGGCUGCGACCACCCGUUGCCCGUUGGCUAGAGUCGCCCAUGGCGAGCUCCCGGCUGGGCGGGCCUGGCACCGCCCCUGCCACGUGACCCCGGGGCGGGUCAGCGGCGGGUGGUCGGGGGCGGGGGGGGGGGGGGCGAUCGGUGUCCGACGAAACGGCAUAGGACAGCGGCGGCUAGCGGUUCUGAGUUGCAGUAUUAUUCGCUUUCGCAACAUAUAAUAAAUAGCGCGCUUACCUCUAACUGUGUGUUGCUUGCAUGAUAUGAUGAGAUGGCGAUAUGUUGUGUCUGUCACCAUUUGGCUCCUCAUAUAUGAGUCUUCUGGUCCUCAACCAUCUCAAUAAGAUCUGCUGAUCGCAUUGGGGUCAAUCGGUGCACUGCAUUGCAUGAUAUGUGCUAACUCUAUAUAGUUCAUGAAA